GUGUUUGAAGGGGGCGCAAGAUGGCGGCGGGAGAGGCGGUGGGACGCUACCGGAGCAGCAUGAGCAGAAGCAAGGACCCUUCGGGGCUGCUCAUCUCUGUGAUCAGGACUCUGUCUACCAGUGAUGAUGUUGAGGACCGGGAGAAUGAGAAGGGCCGCCUGGAAGAAGCUUAUGAGAAAUGUGACCGGGAUUUGGAUGAGCUCAUUGUCCAGCACUACACUGAGCUCACCACUGCGAUCCGCACCUACCAGAGCAUCACAGAGCGCAUCACCAACUCCCGGAACAAAAUCAAACAGGUGAAGGAGAACCUGUUGUCAUGCAAGAUGCUGCUGCAUUGCAAGAGGGAUGAGCUGCGCAAGUUGUGGAUUGAAGGAAUUGAACACAAACAUGUCCUGAAUUUGCUGGAUGAGAUAGAGAACAUCAAACAAGUGCCACAGAAGCUGGAGCAGUGCAUGGCCAGCAAGCACUACCUCAAUGCAACAGACAUGCUGGUGUCAGCAGUGGAUUCCUUGGAGGGUCCCCUUCUUCAAGUGGAGGGAUUGAGUGAUCUGAGACUGGAGCUCCACAGCAAGAAGAUGAACAUGCACUUAGUCCUGAUAGAUGAGUUACACCGUCAUCUUUACAUCAAAUCAACUAACAAAGUGGGGCAGCGCAACAAGGAGAAGGGGAGAAUAAGCUCACUUGUGAAAGAUGCUUCCUCUGUACCCCUCAUGGAUGUUACUAACUUGUCUACACCUCGAAAGUUCCUCGAAACUUCCCAGUUCAGUACUCCUGGAAGCUCUAGCAUGCGAGAAACAAGCCUUCUGGAAAUUAAAGAAGAUAUGGAACUGGAUCCAGAGGAGAACAGCACUGUCUUCAUGGGCAUACUCAUCAAAGGGCUGGCCAAGCUGAAAAAAAUCCCUGAAACAGUGAAAGCCAUCCAGGAUCGCCUAGAACAAGAACUGAAGCAGAUUGUUAAGCGUUCCACGACUCAGGUGGCAGACAAUGAUUACCAGAGGGGGGAAAAUAUUUCCCAGGAAAAUCAGCCUAGGUUGCUGCUGGAGCUGCUGGAGCUUCUUUUUGACAAAUUCAACGCUGUGGCUGCUGCACACUCCAUAGUCCUUGGACAUCUUCAGCAGACGGUGGCCUCUCCUUGCAGCCAGUACGAUGGUGAUAUCAAGCUCUACGACAUGGUUGAUGUGUGGGUGAAGAUCCAAGAUGUUUUGCAGAUGCUCCUGACAGAAUACCUGGAUAUGAAGAACACCCGCACUGCCUCGGAGCCAUCCGCUCAGCUUAGCUAUGCCAGCUCUGGGAGAGAAUUUGCAGCAUUCUUUGCGAAGAAGAAGCCCCAAAGGCCUAAAAACCCUUUGUUCAAGUUUGAAUCCUCCUCCCAUGCUAUUAGCAUGAGUGCCUAUUUACGUGAGCAGAGAAGGGAGCUGUACAGCAGAAGUGGGGAACUUCAAGGAGGACCAGAUGAUAAUUUAAUCGAAGGUGGAGGAUCCAAGUUUGUCUGCAAACCAGGAGCCAGAAACAUCACCAUCAUCUUUCACCCACUCCUCAGAUUCAUCAAGGAGAUAGAGCAUGCCAUGGAGCUUGGUCCAACCAAACAGUGUCCUCUCCGUGAGUUCCUCACCAUGUACAUCAAGAACAUCUUCCUCAAUCAGGUCCUGGCUGAGAUCAACAAAGAAAUCGAAGGAGUCACAAAGGCGUCUGACCCCCUGAAGUUGUUGGCUAAUGCAGAUACCAUGAAGGUCCUGGGUGUGCAGCGGCCUCUUCUGCAGAGCACAGUAAUUGUGGAGAAGACUGUUCAAGACCUGAUGAACCUGAUGCAUGACUUGAGUGCCUAUUCGGAUCAGUUCCUCAACAUGGUGUGUGUGAAGCUCCAGGAGUACAAGGACACCUGCACCCUUGCCUACAGGAGCAUCGUGCAGUCAGAUGAAAAGCUGGUGAUCAGUGCAUCCUGGGCUAAGGAUGAUGAUAUCAGCAGGCUCCUGAAAUCUCUGCCCAACUGGAGCAACAUGGCUCAGCCCAAGCAACUGAGACCCAAGAGAGAGGAGGAGGAAGAUUUUAUAAGGGCUGCUUUCGGCAAAGAGUCAGAAGUUCUCAUUGGCAACCUGGGAGAUAAACUCAUCCCCCAACAGGAGAUCCUGCGGGAUGUCAGCGACCUCAAGGCUUUGGCCAACAUGCACGAGAGCCUGGAGUGGUUAGCAGGCCGCACCAAGACAGCCUUCUCCAACCUCUCAGCUGCCCAGACUAUGUCUCCUGGCCAGGACAGCCAUGCCAGCAUGGAAAACCUUCCUGCAUCCGAACAGAUCCUGCAAACCCUGAGUGAGCUGGCCAGGUCUUUCCAAGAGAUGGCUGACCGCUGCCUGCUGGUUCUACAUUUGGAAGUCAGAGUUCAUUGCUUCCACUACCUGAUCCCAUUGGCUAAACAAGGGAACUAUGCCAUCGUUGCCAACGUGGAGAGCAUGGACUAUGACCCCCUUGUUGUCCGGCUCAAUAAGGACAUCAGUGCCAUCGAGGAAGCCAUGAGCGCCAGCCUCCAGCAGCACAAGUUCCAGUACAUCUUUGAAGGUUUGGGCCACCUCAUCUCCUGCAUUCUUAUCAACGGAGCCCACUACUUCAAGCGCAUCAGUGAAUCUGGCAUCAAGAAAAUGUGUAGGAACAUUUUCAUCCUCCAGCAAAACUUGACAAACAUCACCAUGUCACGUGAGGCUGACCUGGACUUUGCAAGGCAGUAUUAUGAAAUGCUCUACAACACAGCAGAUGAGCUCUUAAACCUGGUGGUGGAUCAAGGUGUGAAGUACACAGAGCUGGAAUACAUCUAUGCCCUGAACUUACUGCAUCGGAGCCAGACGGGUGUGGGAGACCAAACCACACAGAACAUGAGGCUGCAGAGGCUGAAGGAGAUCAUUUGUGAGCAGGCUGCUAUCAAACAGGCCACCAAGGACAAGAAAAUCACCACUGUUUAAUCUGCUCAGCCACAGUGAGCAGCAGGGGCUGUCAGGUUGCAAGUUCAGAUUUCUGUGUUUCUGUUAUAAUUUAUGGCAAAAGAAUGUAUCUUCUGGGUGACCGCUAGCAAGAAAGGAAAUGCAAUUUAAAAUUUGGCUUGGGGAUUUUCUUGGGGUAGGGGUUGAUGUGUAAUCAUGUAAUGCUUCCUUAAUGUGUUCUCCCAGUAGUGGUUGCACUGCAGGAGGAACAGGCAUUCUGGUGGAGACUAUGUGGGGUGUUUGGCUUUGCUCUGUCGCUGCUGCUUUGCCUUGGGAUGUAAGGCAGGAUGGAAAAAGAGAUUUCACACCGGCUGAGGCCAGAGCCAUCAGUGAAAGUUCAGACCACACUGAAGUAAAAAGCACCAUGACAUUAUUUGUUGGUAACAUGUGGGAUCGUGAUGAUUUUGAAGCUGUUCCAACAGCAUUGCUGCACGGGAAGCCUGUUUCAGCUCUGCCAUUACUUUUUGCAGUGACAGUCAUUGAUGCAUUUAGUUUUCUGCUGUUUCCACUGCAAAGAGAUCUAGUUGCUUAUUCCUCUAGAUAGUAAUAAGCCAAUUCUCGUAAUGGGAGGUAACGUGGGACCAUUUGUUUCCACUUCUACUUUUUCAUUAUCACAGAGCAUAUGGCAUCAGUUCUGCAGCUCAUACUGCACUGGAUGAUAGUGAAUGUAGGAGAAAAUUGUCAGUAUAAAGGUAAUAGCUGAACUUAAUUCUCUUUUUCUGAAUAUAUCUUUAGAAUAUGCCCAGCUCAGAAGAUAUUUUCUAAUCACCAUUUGAUGUGCUGGAAGGACACACAGUAGCUCAGCACUGAAUGCUCAGCAAGGGCAGGAGGAGGGCACAUUCUAGCUCUGCAGAAUGAGGAGAGCUCACAUCACCAUUCUGUCCUGCCUUGGCCAUUUGUACCUGCCUGAUAAAAGAUUCUAUAUUAUUCACUGGGGCUGAUAAGUUUAUGUCAGCUUUCCAAACCAAGGAUGCACUGCACUUGUAUUUGUCAGGUGAAUAGCAAACCCAGCUGAGUUUCACAUUCUGAGAUGGGUUCUCUCUGAGCUGUGUAACUGCUCGUGCAUCUGUCUUGAAGCUUCAGAAUUAAAAGAUAUUUGAGGACUCCUCAAA
Molecule: messenger RNA, 4081 nt
Organism: Lagopus leucura (white-tailed ptarmigan)
Lineage: Eukaryota; Metazoa; Chordata; Aves; Galliformes; Phasianidae
Gene: EXOC4
Product: exocyst complex component 4
Exons: 18
Coding region: 21-2951 (976 amino acids)
Biological process (GO): Golgi to plasma membrane transport; chemical synaptic transmission; exocytosis
Cellular component (GO): growth cone membrane; synapse; exocyst
Source: RefSeq, a predicted model, not a curated record